This is a messenger RNA of Paraphaeosphaeria sporulosa, 584 nucleotides long. RefSeq lists its product as uncharacterized. Bases 375 to 548 code for a protein of 57 amino acids. Lineage: Eukaryota; Fungi; Ascomycota; Dothideomycetes; Pleosporales; Didymosphaeriaceae. The record is from RefSeq and is a predicted model, not a curated record. The transcript has a single exon.
CUUCUAGAACUGCGAGUCUUCUUUGAGCUAUUACCCUCAAUUCCUUCCAAAGGUCCCAAUGAUGUUCGUCCACAUUGCUGUUCGAACGGGGCAAUCAACACCACCUACGGCAAGCGAUCGUCAGUGUGCCCAGCAGUUCUGAUGACACGUACACCUGGACACUACUCUCAAACGUGGAUCAUGAGGGCAUGUUGAAAUAAUAUGAGAGAAGAGGCUGUACUGAUCUACAACCUUCUCCAGCGAACACAUGCAUUGCGACAACUCCCUAGUCGAUAGGAGAAUAUACAAAGUUGUCGGAAAAUCAUAGUAACCUCCGUCUUCCACGAUUACGCGCUAGCGUAGGAGAGACUUCUCGCAUUGCUGGCUCAUUGAGCAUGUCUAAUUGGUCCGCGGCAGUAUCGGUGCCUGCGGAAACAGUUCACGGUAGCUACUCUACCCUCGGCGCAAAUGUGAUGAACUUGGUGUACACGUCUCAGCUCAUUUUCUGGAGUUUCAUCCUGACUCAAACCACGGUAGGGUACAUUGGCCAGGAAUCACUAUAUGGAUAACUGAGCAUAAAGAGUAAUACUUGGUGAACGUCUGGU